This is a messenger RNA of Triticum dicoccoides, 2607 nucleotides long. RefSeq lists its product as uncharacterized. The transcript is spliced from 8 exons. NCBI's taxonomy places the organism in Eukaryota, Viridiplantae, Streptophyta, Magnoliopsida, Poales, Poaceae. The record is from RefSeq and is a predicted model, not a curated record. Bases 1244 to 2110 code for a protein of 288 amino acids.
CUCUUGGAGAUUAUAUUUCUUUUAGAUGUAAUAACUAAAUGUUUUCACCCAUGCCACGCUGCAGGAAAGUUGAUAUCUUCAACGACUCACCUGUGAAACAAGGAAACCGGGCAUUGGACAUACUUCAUUCCGUUGCCUAUUCGUUCGACAAAAAACCAGAAUCAGCUGAAAGAAUUCUACAGGACGCAGCAGGGCUUGGGUCCUUUGUCAAGCUUUAUGAACUCUGCGUGGAGCAUAUCGCACGUCUUUUCAGAUUUGUGGCGGGUGGAUUGAUUACGGGACUCCUCAUUUUGUAUAGCAUAUGCAAGGAGUUGAUGUAAGGAGGCAAUACAAUACAACAGGAAAUCCCACAUUUUCAGAAGAAUAGCAGCAGUUCUCAAAGAUACCCUGUAAUGCUGGUUUAUUUCAUCCUAUUCUUGCUCCUGCGAAACAAAAACGGGCGUCAUUUCACUCUUAAAGAAAAUGACUGUCAGCAUUUGUAGGGAUGUAUAUAUAUUGUUGUAAGAAAGACAGGAAGUACUGAGCAAUGCUACUAUCACAUUCUAACUAAUAUUACUAUAUUGUGCCUAUGUGUUAUUCCUUGGGUGUGUGUGGGAUGGUGAAUUCCUUGGUUAACUAACCAUAAGCGGAUACCAUCAUACCAUAUAACUCUGCAUUGACUCGAAAAGAGUCGACAAGUCAGACUGGAUGGGCAUAGCCUCAACAGUGCAUGCCGCCUCUGUACUGGCUCAUUUGUGAUUGCAGCAGCAGGAGCAGGAUGCAUUGGAACAAUUACCUAUGGCGCAACCAAGUAAGCUGGCGUCCAUGUGGAAAGUAUUCAAAGAAACAAGUUGGGAAGUCGAGCCACCCUCCAAGAAGGCAGUCUUAGCAGGCUUCUCCUUCUUCAGGGAAACUCAAUGUAAAGCUUCAGGGAAACUCAAUGUAAAGCAUAGCAAAAGGAGCACCAAGGAACAAAGCAAUACCUUUUCACAAAUUGGCAUGAUUCUUACCUUGCCAGCCUCUGUAUAUUAUAGUGGAAGUGAUUCCUUACUUCAUAUGGUAACAAACAAAUGUUUAUGCUUUAACGGUGCACCACGGAAAUUCCAUUUGAUGCCAGGAAGCUUCUUCCCCUAUAGGCUAUAUAUAUAUACAUAUAUAUAUAUAUAUAUAUAUAUAUAUAUAUAUACUCAGAUUCAUUCUCUAACCACCAAGCAACUGAAAAUGCCCACCAGCUAUACAUGACUAUAUCACACCUCAUUCCACUAUGCCUUCACCUCUUUCUGCAUGCAAACACCCAAACACCAUGAACUCUGCCCUCACACAUAUCUCCUUCCACUCUCCCUCUUAUUUCAUCCUAAAACAGCGCCCGCAGUCCCGCCACCAGCAGAUCAGCAUCAAGUGGCGGAAGAGGCAACAAUGUUCAGCAAAGCCCAUACGAGCCAUACCAGGGCCGAAUGGAACCGGUGCUUACCGUGGAGGUAAUAACUUACCAUCUUCACCCCUGACAGAUGUGAUUCAGGAGUCCUACUCCUCCCUCAAUGAUAAGGACAUCACACGACUCGAGAAGCUGAUUUCCCUUGAUUGCGUCAUCGAGGACACUGCAUACUACAAACCGCUGGACGUCAAGAAUACCCAUACCUACUUCACAAGGCUUAUCAAAGUUAUGGGGAAGAAUGCCAAAUUUGCUAUCGAUGAGGUUUGUCAAGGAGUAGAACCCACCGUCGCAGUAAUGUGGCACCUUGAGUGGCGCGGGGAGAUGAUCCCAUUUGCCAAGGGCUGCAGUUUCUUCAUGUGCUCAGCAAAUGGAGCAGCCCUUCUUAUUAGGAAAGUUCAUAUCUUCGACGAGUCACCCCUGAAACCAGGAAAGCUGGCAUUGGAAAUACUUAAUUUUGUGAUCAACGUGUUCGACACAUUCCCAUAUAUAGCUAAAGGUUUCCUAAAGAAUAAAGAAGCACUAGCUCGGUUCUUCGCAAGGUUUUAUAAAUUCUGCGGGCCUUUUAUCGUCCCUCUUGUUGCAUAUUAUACCGACGUCCCAAUUCUUGCAUAUUAUACCCGCUUCUGGUCAUAUGUGGCACAAGGAUUCACUAUGGUGCUCAACAUGCUGUAUAACAUAUUCAAGCGGUUCCUGUAAUAAGGAACUAAUGUAACAUUCAGAAGAAAAACAAAUCUGGAAGAAGAUAGCCUGUGUGGUUGCAAUCAAUUAAAUUACCGGCAACAUCACGGGUGAAGGAUCAGCGAAGGACCGGACCUACAACAACCAGCUGCGGUAUAGGCACUGUCAAUGACUCAGAAUAUGCCACAAGAUGUCGGUUUGUUUCCCAGAGGCUUCCUACUUUGCUCCUGUGAAACGGAAAUGGACAUCAUUUCACUCUUAAAAGGAAAUGGUCGUUAGCAUAGGGAUGCAUGUAUAUAACCACAGGGUAUUGUUGUAAGAAGAACUGACGAAUACCAUUGUUACAUUCUUAUACUGCGUACUAAUUUCCAGCAUCUAAUAAAAUGCCCCCGGGAUAUCCUGCUUACGGAUUCUUGUGUAACAGCUGCAGUAGCAUCUUAUAAUAUUUGCCUAUUUGUGUAGUUGUAGGUUUUUCUUUAAGACCCCACAGUACAGUCUGCACUUCACAGGAGAGU